GGGCGUUCCCGAAUCUCUCAGGUCUGGAAUAUAAACGGGGAGGGGUUACAGCGUGACUGACAAAUCAGAGGCGUGGUCAGACAAAAGCGAUUGUCUGGUUAUUUUGUUUAAGAAUAUUGUUAGAUAAAUGUUAUUAUUUAUCUUGGGUCGUGCAUUCAUUUUCGUUUAUUGAUGCAAUGUUUGAUAGCAGUACAGUCGGGUUUUUUUUUUUUUUUUAUUAUAAUACCAACAUUCUCCUCUAUCACAUGACGAGGGUGGAGACUGUCACAUGAGGCCGUGUCGGUGUGAGGAUGUGAGCGGCGGCGCCCGGGCGUGCGGGAUAAGCUUCUGCAACAGCAGACCAAAGAGAGAAGUCAUUCAGUGUGUGACGAUGUUACCAGCGCCUGGUGUGUUCCACUUUCUCUGGGAGAUCACCUCCGGGGCUGUCCAGGAGGGGGCGACAGUGAGGACUAUUGGCAGGCUGGCCUGUUACAGAUUAGAAGACUCAGAGGUGACCCUGACAGUCCGUCACGGAUCCACUCAGCACCAGCUUGUGGUUCUCACAGGCUUCGUGGAGCCCUUCCUGCCCAUUACCGGGGCACUGUACAUGAUGCUGGGGGAGUGUGAGAGCAUAGAAGCAGAUGGCACCACAGUGCUGCGCGCGCGUGUGCUGAACUGCGUGGAAGGGGUUAACCUGCCGCAGCUGGAGGACGCGGUGAGCGAGCAGAGGAGGUUCUUCCAGGAGAGGGAGAGGGAGAGGGAGAGGGAGAGGGAGAGGGAGGGGGGCACAUCCGCUCCGCACACCAGCGCCGAAGGGCCCUGCUGACUAGAUUGUCAUUACUGAGACUCGCUGGCUGAGUGGCUGUACAGCAGCGUGUGGGGGUACUGCGGGUGCCACAGAACUGUAUGACAAGAGGACUUCUGCACCCUGCAGGGUCAUACUGGGACCAGCAAGGCGGCUGACUGGUUUAGACCAAGCGCUCCUGUUCAUAACCAGGAUACCAAGUCCCUAACCUUCUCAAACCAGCUACUCCUCACACUGCAACCCAGAACUGGUAACAUUAACCCUGCCAUAGUCUCAGCAUGAAGACGGUGUGCUUUGAACCCAUUCUCUUUGCAGUAGUCCUGGCUCUGUUUCUCCAAUGGUAAGACAUGAUUAGGCAGUAGAUGUUUCGGACUCAUUUUUCAGUGCUGUGGUAGAAUGCAACCUGACCGUUUCUGUGAGUUCCAAAAAACUAGAAGUAUACUAACCAGUGGAGCCAAUGCAAAACAAGGGGCGACCUGAGAUGGCAUUUGGUGAGGCGAACAGACUCGGACACAUCAGCUUGCUGCAUGUGGGACAGGAACAGGUUUUAGUCUCUUCAUGAAAUCAGUUCUUUAUUUUUCAUUCUAGCAUCAUGGCUGACAGCGAUUUCGGUUUCUUCAUGGCGAUUUUUUUUUUUUUUUUUUUUUUUUCCAAGCAGAAUCUAUAUGUUAUGUAAUUAACUGUCACACUAAUAACAUUAGUAUGGGUCAAAUAUAUGAAAUAAAACUCACUACACAGUAUGGAAAUGGAGGCUACCUUUACUGUAGUUGGCCAGUAUUGCAAGCUUGUCAUUUAUCUAACAUUAGAAUACAAAGACUGGCCCAGUAUACAGAAUCAACUAUUUCUGCAUCAAAGUGGAAUGAAACCUGCUGAGUAAUGUUACAUUAACAUGUUGAAUUAUACAGCGCUUUGGAGCUUUCCAUGUAAUUAACAAAAAACAGACACAUUGAAAAAUGUGACAUUCAGUACUACUCUAAUGGCUUCCGGUAAAUAUUUGCAAUAUAAUUAUAUAAUUUGAA
Molecule: messenger RNA, 1803 nt
Organism: Polyodon spathula (Mississippi paddlefish)
Lineage: Eukaryota; Metazoa; Chordata; Actinopteri; Acipenseriformes; Polyodontidae
Gene: ten1
Product: TEN1 subunit of CST complex
Exons: 4
Coding region: 269-805 (178 amino acids)
Biological process (GO): negative regulation of telomere maintenance via telomerase
Cellular component (GO): CST complex
Molecular function (GO): telomeric repeat DNA binding; single-stranded DNA binding; telomerase inhibitor activity
Source: RefSeq, a predicted model, not a curated record